Molecule: messenger RNA, 2137 nt
Organism: Eruca vesicaria subsp. sativa (arugula)
Lineage: Eukaryota; Viridiplantae; Streptophyta; Magnoliopsida; Brassicales; Brassicaceae
Source: the annotation of a GenBank genome assembly
CUGAAACUAACCACCACCGAAGAGUUUUCAUCGAUGCUCUUAAAGAUUCUAAAGAUAUAGCAAACCGAAUACAUUGUUAGCUAAUCUUGUCACUGAACCAUUCUACGGUAGUGUGAGCUUGGGAUCAGGUUCACUUACUUUGCAAGGUGGUGUUUUGAAUUUUGGUUGUGGACAUCAUGGGGAAGCCUGCAAGGUGGUUAAAAAGUGUGUUACUUGGAAAGAAACCAUCUAAAUCCAGUGGUUCUAAAGACAAGGAGAGAGUUGUGAAUGGAAAAGAGGUAGUGGUGAUAUCAAAGAUUGAAGAACCCGAUGUGGUUUCAGAUCUUCCAUCCUUUGGAAACGCAACAGUUCAUACAAGUGGUGUGGUAGAGACGCAGACUAUAGAGCAUGAAGCGGUUUCAGAUGAUGAGAUACAACUUCCUGAAGUCCAAGUCCAACCAACAGACUCUCCAAAGGCUGCUUCUGUUCCUGAUGAUUCGUUAUCAGAAUCAGACAAAAUUAUGCAAGAGAUUGCAGCAACAACUGUUCAGGCUGCCUUUAGAGGCUACUUGGCUCGGCGUGCUUUCUGGGCAUUAAAAGGUAUAAUAAGGCUGCAAGCACUUAUCCGCGGUCACAUGGUUAGAAGGCAAGCUGUUGCGACUCUCUGCUGUGUAAUGGGAAUUGUCAGAUUGCAAGCACUUGCUCGAGGAAGAGAGAUCAGACAUUCUGACAUUGGAGUUGAAGUUCAGAGAAAAUGCCCGUUGAAUCAUCAGCAUUUGAAGAAUAAACUCCCUGAAGACUCUGUUGUUGGUACACAUACUUACCUGGGAAUCAAGAAGCUUACUGCAAAUGCUUUUGCUCAGAAGCUACUAACUUCAUCCCCAAACGUGAUGCCUGUGCACUUGGAAAAUGAUUCGUCCAACUCAAUCUGGUUAGAGAACUGGUCAGCCUCAUGCUUCUGGAAGCCAAUUCCUCAACCUAAGAAAACAUCAGUCAAGAAAACUCAGAAGAAGUUUGCCAGUAACUCUCAGAUAGUCGAGGGAGAUUAUGGUAAACCAAAGAAGAGUGUUCGCAAAGUCCCUACUUCAAAUCUUGACAAUCCCUCGGAUGCACAGACAUCAUUUGAGUUUGAGAAACCUAAACGCAGCAGCUUCCGGAAGUUUUCAACAAGCCAAUCUGUAGAACUACCACCACCAGCAGAGACUCCUCAAGUUGAUCUAGAAAAAGUGAAACGUGGUUUGAGGAAAGUACAUAACCCUGUAGUUGAGAACUCUAUCCAGCCUCAACCAGUUCCACGGAAGGAGAUUGAGAAGCCAGCUCCUGCUUUAGAAGAACCUGUGAAUGCCUUUGAUGAAGAGAAAAUAGAUGAAAAGGCUGAGACUGUGGUGGUGGAAGAGCCUGAGGAGUUGAAACACAUUCAUGAACCGUUGGUAACAAAUGAAACACUUGACUCCACAUUGGACAACCAAAUCGUAGAAAAUGUAAUGGUUGAGGAAAAGGAGGAUGUGAAAGAAGAGAGAACUCCCAAACAAAACAACAAGGAGAACUCAGCUAAGAAGGAGAAUAAAAAAUCAGGGAAAAAGGAUUCUCCGGUUACUACUACUCAAACCACUGAGUGUCAAGAGAACAGUAAUGGGAAUCAGAAUAGUAGCCAGGGGUUACCAAGCUAUAUGCAAGCUACUAAAUCCGCAAAAGCAAAGCUGAGGUUACAAGGCUCUUCUUCUCCUAAGCAUCAAGGGCCUGAGAAAGCCACUAGACGUUACUCGCUACCAUCUUCAGGUAAUAAUGCAAGAGUCACUUCUGAUUCUCCUAAAACAACAAGAGUCUCAAACUCGGGUGGCAAAACCGGGAAGAAGACCGAGAAACCUCUUCUUAACGGGAAGGCAACUCCGGUAGAGUGGAAAAGAUGAUUGAAUGAUCAUGUGGUGAAAGCAAAAAGAAGUUCAUUGAUGAUCACUCUACAAUAUUUCACCAUCUAUCUUUAUAGUUAGUGUUUGUGGGUUGUGUUGAAAAUGUACAUCAUGUUUGUUCUUGUUGGAAUUUCAUUUUCUGUUUUCAUCAUACAUUAUUUUAACUACAAAAUUUAGAUGUUUAUGAUAUGUAAUGAUCCUCAAAAUCUGUCAUGAAAUUUCACAUUUUUAAUUAAAGAAGGCAUCAU